Molecule: messenger RNA, 1678 nt
Organism: Selaginella moellendorffii
Lineage: Eukaryota; Viridiplantae; Streptophyta; Lycopodiopsida; Selaginellales; Selaginellaceae
Product: obtusifoliol 14-alpha demethylase
Exons: 3
Coding region: 83-1567 (494 amino acids)
Molecular function (GO): iron ion binding; heme binding; monooxygenase activity
Source: RefSeq, a predicted model, not a curated record
GUUUAUCCAACAGCUGGCGUCACUGACAAUUGGACGGUCCGGAGUUAACGUUCUCAUCUCGGAUUUAGGGCAAGAUCUAGAGAUGGAGGUAAAGGCCAUGGAGGCGGAUCGAUCGACCGUGGCGGCCGCGCUGCUGCUGCUAGUGGGAACUACUUGCUGCCUGUGGCUGUUAUCAUGGUGGAGGAGCAGCAGCGGCGGAAGCAGGAGCCGAAAUCGCCUUCCUCCAGUGGUGGAUUCUGUCCCAAUCGUGGGAGGGCUUCUCAAGUUCGUCAAGGGGCCGAUUGUGAUGCUGCGGCAGGAGUACCAGCGCCUGGGCAGCGUCUUCACCGUCAACAUUGUCACGCGCAAGAUCACAUUCUUGAUCGGUCCCGACGUUUCUUCCCAUUUCUACAAGGCCCAGGAGUCCGAGCUGAGCCAAAAGGAGGUCUACCAAUUCAAUGUCCCCACUUUCGGCCCCGGAGUGGUCUUCGACGUGGAUUACUCUGUCCGGAUGGAACAGUUUCGCUUCUUCACCGAGGCGCUCAAGGUGAGCCGAUUGAAGACGUACGUGGACUACAUGGUGGAAGAAGCUCAGCUUUUCUUCUCCAAGUGGGGUGACGAAGGAGAGGUUGAUCUUAAAGAAGAGCUGGAGCGUCUCAUCAUCCUUACGGCCAGCCGUUGCUUGCUUGGGAGCGAGGUCCGAAACCAGCUCUUUGAGGACGUGAGCAAUCUCUUCCACGACUUGGACAAUGGAAUGCAGCCGAUAAGCGUCUUGUUUCCAUACUUGCCGAUCCCCGCUCACCGACGGAGAGACCGAGCUCGGAAGGAACUGGCCAGCGUCUUCGCCAAGAUCAUCGGCAACCGGAAGAGUUCCGGACGAAGUGAAACGGACAUGCUCCAGGUUUUCAUCGAUUCCAAGUACCGCGCCACUGGGCGCUCCACCACCGAGGAUGAGAUCACCGGUUUGCUCAUCGCAGCGCUCUUUGCCGGGCAGCACACGAGCUCCAUCACCUCGACAUGGACUGGAGCUUAUCUUCUCACCUAUAAAAACUACUGGGACUCUGCCGUCGAAGAACAGAGAAACGUGAUGGCUAAAGUCGGGGACAAGCUCGACUAUGAUAUCGUGAGCGAGAUGGACGUGUUGCACCGCUGCAUGAAGGAGGCACUGAGAUUGCAUCCGCCUCUCAUCAUGCUGAUGCGCUACUGCCACAAAGAUUUCUCGGUCACCACUCGAGACGGCGUCGAGUAUAACAUUCCCGCGGGCCACAUUGUUGCGACGUCUCCAGCGUUUGCCAACAGGCUGCCUCACGUCUUCAAGGAUCCCGACAGCUUCGAUCCCGAGCGCUUUGCUCCCGGCCGGGAGGAGGACAAGGCUGUCCCAUUCUCCUACACCUCCUUCGGUGGCGGUCGCCAUGGCUGCCUCGGAGAAACCUUUGGAUACAUGCAGGUAAAGACGGUGUGGAGCAUUCUUCUCCGAAACUUUGAGAUGGAGCUGGUUUCUCCGUUCCCGGAGAUUGAUUGGAACGCAAUGGUGGUCGGACCAAAAGGCAAGGUGAUGGUUCGCUACAAGAGAAAGCUGCUUGCCUGAUCAUUCUGAAGAAUCAACCUUUUGUAUUUUUAUAUAAGGAACCAGUCUUGGUUCUUUGUUUUUCACUUUUUCUAUCUUUACAAAACAAAAGAGGACACAUUUCAUGCUCAA